AUGAUUUCUGCCAAGAAAACUCCGGAGAAGAGUCGUUAUCCUAUCCACUAUUUGGUGUGGCACAACAAACACCGACAGCUGGAGAAAGAGCUGGCAGCGAACGAGCAGACCGAUUUAGAGUCUCUGGACCCUCGCGGCCGGACUCCUCUCCACCUGGCUGUCACACUGGGACACCUGGACUGUGCCAGGGUCCUGCUGCAGCAUGGAGCUGACGUUAGCAAGGAGAACCGCAAUGGAUGGACCGUGCUCCAGGAGGCGGUCAGCACCAGAGAUCCGGAGCUGGUGCGCCUCGUCCUUCGUUACCGUGACUACCAGCGGACUGCCAAGAGACUGGCGGGCAUCCCCAUCCUCCUGGAGAAACUGCGCCAGGCCCAGGACUUCUAUGUGGAGAUGAAAUGGGAGUUUACUAGCUGGGUGCCCCUGGUGUCUCGCAUCUGCCCCAGCGACACAUACAGGGUCUGGAAGAGCGGGCAGUGUCUCCGUGUCGACACCACACUGAUGGGGUUUGAGCAGAUGACCUGGCAGAGAGGAAACCGCAGCUUCAUUUUCAGGGGACAAGACUCCAGUGCCGAGGUUAUGGAGGUGGACCAUGACAGACAGCUGGUGUUCUGUGAGACCCUGUGUGUCUCCUCUCUCACGGCGCCCUCCCCUGGCCGGGGGAACAGCUGCAGCGGCUGCAGCGGUGGCGGUGGCGGCGGUGGCUCCAGCUGCGCGUCUGGCCUGGGCAUGCUGGGGGUGCUGCAGCCCAGCGAGGAGCAGGUGGCGGCCAGGCUGUCUGCUCCUGUGGUGACCACGCAGCUGGACACCCGCAACAUUGCCUUUGAGAGGAAUAAGACGGGUAUACUGGGCUGGAGGAGCGAGAAGACCGAGAUGGUGAAUGGAUACGAAGCCAAGGUGUAUGGAGCAUCCAAUGUUGAGCUUAUCACCAGGACCAGAACCGACCAUCUAUCAGACCAGAACAAGACCAAGGCCAAAGGUGGGAAGACACCCCUGCAGAACUUCCUAGGGAUUGCUGAGCAACACAUGGGACCCAACAAUGGGGCCCUGGUGACCCAGAUGUCGAGUCCUGCAGUGACCAACCCCGCAGCGCUGACCGCCGAGGAGUACUUCAACCCCGGCUUGUCGCCAGCUCAGAGGGACAUCGGCCACCCCUGCCAGCUCACCACCAAGACCCAGAGGUUCAAAGCAAAGCUGUGGCUGUGUGAAUCCCAUCCUCUGUCCCUGGCAGAACAAGUGGCACCUAUCAUUGACCUCAUGGCGAUCUCUAACGCCUUGUUCGCCAAGCUGCGUGACUUCAUCACCCUGCGCCUGCCGCCGGGCUUCCCCGUCAAGAUUGAGAUCCCAAUCUACCACAUCCUGAAUGCCAGGAUCACCUUCAGCAACCUGAACGGCUGCGAGGAGGGGACGGGGUCUCGGAGCGACACCGAGGUAGGGGAGGGGGACGGGCAGAGGGGCACGGCUCGGACAGACACCCCGUCACCAGGCAGCGACUCCUCCAGCGUCUCCAGCUCCAGCUCCACAAUGUCGUGUCGAGCUGGAGAAAUCCCCCCGUGUGUGUUCGAGCCCCCUCCGGGAUACAGCAUGCUGGGAGGCAAGCAGAGAGACAGCAUGAGGGAGGAGGAGGAGGAUCUGCUGCAGUUCGCCAUACAGCAGAGUCUGCUGGAGGCCGGCUCCGAAUAUGAUCAGGUGACCAUCUGGGAGGCGCUGACCAAUAGCAAGCCAGGAACGCACCCUCUGUCCUGUGACCCCAGUCGUGUGGAGAGGACCCCCCAGCACAAGCCCCGCCCCCCCUCCAGCCUCAGCUCCACCCCCACCAAGAAGCAGCCGCCCACCUGCAGCUACGACGAGCAGCUACGCAUCGCCAUGGAGAUCUCGGCCCGGGAGCAGGAGGAGGCGGAGUUUCGCAGGCGGCAGGAGGAGGAGGAGCUCCAGCGGAUCAUCCAGCUGUCACUGAUGGAGAAGUGA
Messenger RNA from Myripristis murdjan (pinecone soldierfish), 1965 nucleotides. RefSeq names its product ankyrin repeat domain 13B (gene ankrd13b). Gene Ontology annotation, molecular function: protein binding. NCBI's taxonomy places the organism in Eukaryota, Metazoa, Chordata, Actinopteri, Holocentriformes, Holocentridae. The transcript is spliced from 15 exons. Gene Ontology annotation, cellular component: cytoplasm. The coding region runs from base 1 to 1965 and encodes 654 amino acids. The record is from RefSeq and is a predicted model, not a curated record.